AUGUUGAGUAAAAAUAAUGUGCUUGUAAUUCUUGUGUUAUCUGUGGUCUAUCCGCUCGUCUCAAGAUAUAUAAACAAACCAAGUCUUGGUGAGUUAUUGGUAACAGAUGAUAUCAAGAAUGAGUAUGAUUACGUCAUUGUUGGUGGGGGGUCUGCUGGUUCUGUCAUAGCUGCAAGAUUAGCAGAAGACGCAAAUAAUAAAGUGCUUUUGUUAGAGGCCGGGAAUCAUUUCGAUAAAGACCAGAACAUACAUGUACCUGCAAAGGCUUUUAGCUUUUUACCAACGGACUUCGCAUGGCAAUUUAAAAGUGAAACGGAAGAUGGAAGUUUUCAAGGACUUAAAGAUAAAAAGACCAUACUGAACAAAGGCAAAGUUUUGGGCGGCUCAAGUUCAAUAAAUGGUUGUAUGUAUGCAAGAGGCAGUUCAUUUGAUUUCGACAAAUGGGUAACAAAGUAUGGAUGUGAAGGUUGGGGAUAUGCCGAUCUCUUGCCUUAUUUUAAAAAGGCAGAAGAUGUAAAAAUAUCAGAUUUAAAGACAUCUUACUACCAUGGAAGUGGUGGACCUAUUGCAGUUUCUGAUUCCUAUCAAACUCGCGUCUGGAGGUAUUUCCUGAACGCUGGAAAAGAAAUGGGCUACUACGAGAUAGAUUACAAUGGCGCAUCACAGACAGGAUUUAGCAGGAUACAAGUUACGGUUCGUAAUGGAGUACGCAGUAGUACAGGGCUCGAAUAUUUGGGUAAACAAGAGUACGGGGUACCCGUGCCGUUUACAAAGUACAGAUCCUUUUUUGACAGCCCUAUAUUUAGAUACCCAAAUAAUACUCCCAAUGAUAGGACGGGAAUGUUUAGAUGA
Messenger RNA from Ruditapes philippinarum (Manila clam), 852 nucleotides. RefSeq names its product oxygen-dependent choline dehydrogenase-like. Bases 1 to 852 code for a protein of 283 amino acids. The transcript has 2 exons. The record is from RefSeq and is a predicted model, not a curated record. Gene Ontology annotation, molecular function: oxidoreductase activity, acting on CH-OH group of donors; flavin adenine dinucleotide binding. NCBI's taxonomy places the organism in Eukaryota, Metazoa, Mollusca, Bivalvia, Venerida, Veneridae.